Selaginella moellendorffii is the source of this 1230-nucleotide messenger RNA. Its product is annotated as GDSL esterase/lipase At1g71250. The record is from RefSeq and is a predicted model, not a curated record. The transcript has 4 exons. Gene Ontology annotation, molecular function: hydrolase activity, acting on ester bonds. The coding region runs from base 66 to 1154 and encodes 362 amino acids. Lineage: Eukaryota; Viridiplantae; Streptophyta; Lycopodiopsida; Selaginellales; Selaginellaceae.
UAAGCAUUGGUAGCCGAGCCCGCCUUGGUCUUUGUUGAGCUCUCCAAAGAAGAAGAGGAGCAGAGAUGAAGUGGUGUGCCAAGGCCAUCCACGGGCGGCGCCUACUCCUCGUCGUCUUCCUCCUCGUGGGAAGGGCAAGGGCUGCUGCCGCCGGGGCCCUGGUUCCUGCUAUGUUCAUAUUCGGGGAUUCCCUGGUGGAUGUGGGGAACAACAACUAUUUGCUCACCCUCGCCAAAGCCAAUGUUGCACCCUAUGGCAUCGAUUCACCUUGGGGUGCCACCGGCCGCUUCUGCAACGGCAAGACGGUGCUGGAUGUUGUGUGCGAGCUCAUUGGAUUGCCAUACGUGCCUGCGUUUCUGGACCCAAGCACCAAGAACGCCCGCAUCCUCAAGGGUGUCAACUAUGCCUCUGGUGCCGGCGGCAUUCUGGACGAAAGCGGCAAGAACUAUAUUGAGCGGAUAUCAAUGUCGCAGCAGCUGCACUACUUCCAGCAGACGCUGUCGGGCCUCGUCCAGCAGCUGGGCAGUAGCGGCUGCCAGCAGCUCCUCUCCGAUUCACUCUUCGCCAUCGUCAUUGGAAACAACGACUACAUCAACAACUACUUGCUGCCGGACUCGGCCACCAGGUUCCGCUACAGCGAGCGCCAGUUCCAGGACCUGCUCCUGGCUGCCUACGCCCAGCACCUGACGGAGCUGUACCGCCUGGGGGCGCGGAGGAUGGUGGUGGCAUCGCUGGGCCCGCUGGGCUGCAUCCCGUCGCAGCUGGCGCAGAAGAGCAGCGACGGGGCGUGCGUGGAUAGCGUCAACCAGCUCAUGCUCGGCUUCAACCUCGGCCUGCAGGACAUGCUGGCGUCGCUCCACUCGCUGCUCCCAGGCGCCCGCAUUGUGUACGCCGACACCUACACACCCGUUGCCGCCAUGGUUGCCACGCCUGGCGCCUACGGCAUGGAGAGUGUCAACCGCGGGUGCUGCGGGGGUGGGAGAUUCAACGGCCAGCUGCCCUGCUUCCCCAGGCCAAUCUCCAACAUGUGCUCCAACAGAAGCAACCACCUCUUCUGGGACCCUUUCCACCCCACCGACGCCGCCAACGUCAUCCUCGGCCACAGGCUCUUCCAGGCCCUCAAGUCCUCCUUCGGCAUCGGGUCGGGGGAUUGAUUGUUUUCCUUGAGCUCUGUCAAACUUGAUCUUGACAUUUCCCAUUGUUAAAUGAACUGACUUACUACUUAGGGCA